Molecule: messenger RNA, 1636 nt
Organism: Paramecium pentaurelia
Lineage: Eukaryota; Ciliophora; Oligohymenophorea; Peniculida; Parameciidae
Source: the annotation of a GenBank genome assembly
AUGGGUGUAUGUUUAUCAAAAAAACUAAAAAUGAACAAAUAAUAGAGCCCUGUUAAUAAGAAUUUGGAAAAAACUUUUUAAAAAACAAAAUAUUACUAAGAAAAAUACAUGAAAGAAGUUUUUGAUUCUGAAAAAUAGUGUGAAAUAAAAAUGGUAAAUGUCAAAACCUCACAGGUAAAUAUUUAACAAUUCUGAUAAAGUCCACAGAUGCUGCACUUAACAAUUCUUUUUUAAGAAGGAAAGCACUCUCAAAAAGUAGAAUCGGUUUAUCAACAAAUAGAAAAGGUGCUAUUCCUAUUCUUAAUGCAAAGCAAGUUAGUUUUAAAGAUUCAUUUAAAUAAAAAUAUCAUAAAGUGAUAGGACUUUUAUUGUGUAAAUUUCAAUAUUAUUGUAGCCAACUCAAAUUUAAGUGUGGUACAGAAUAAUUAGAAUCAGUAAUUAGCUAUUUGUUAAUAGUUGAGAAAGAAUGAUGAAAAAGACUAAAGUUUUAUAAAGUGGUUAAAAGAAAAAAACAUAGUAAUUAACAUGAUUUAUUUAUUAGGAACACGAUAAUAUUGUAGGAGUUUAAGAAAUUUAAGUUGAUGAUCAAGAUUAUUAUAUAAUAUAUGAAUACUGGGUUGAUUAAUAAUUACAAAAUAAAACUGAAUUAGAAAAAGCCAUUCUUAUUAAUUAAAUGAUUGAAUCGAUCUAGUAUUUACAUGAUAAUGAUAUGAGACAUAGUGCAUUAACAUUAAAUAGUUUUAAAUUGAUCAACAAUAAACCAUUUGGAGUAUUAAAAUUAAUAGAAUUAAAUCAAGUACAUGAAUUAUCAGAAUUAUCUAUUGAAAGUUGGAAAUAUUUAUCUCCUGAGAGUCUUUCUGCUCUUGGGAAUAGAUCCAAAGCAAGAGAUGUAUGGGCUUUGGGAAUUAUUGCUUUAGAAUUAUUAAUGAAUGAACAUCCAUUUAUUAAAAAUGUUAAAGAAAUUUCAAUUAGAAAAAUAAUGAUGAAGAUAAAUAGUUUAAGUAAAUAAUAAAUUGAAUAAAUGUUAAAUAAUUUGAAUAAAGAUUUAAAGCAAUUAAUUUCUGGGAUGAUUUGUAUUGAUCCCCAAUUUAGAUAUACUAUAAAUGAAUGUAAAACUAAUAUUUGGUUGAAUAAAUAAAUAAAUGAUUAUAUAUCAUCUUUGCAAUAGCCAUUAUAUAAUUUUGAUAAACAUAAAAAUAAUAGCAUUAACAAUAUCAUGGCCAGAUAUUAUAUGGUAAGAAUUUUAGAUUAAAAAUAAUUUAAUUGUCUUUUUAUUUUAUUUCAAUAAUUAGAUUUAAAUAAAAAUGGUAUAAUAACUCCAACAGAAAUAAAGAAUUAUUAUAAUUCUAUAUAUUUGCCAUCAUCAUGCAAAAAUGAUUUAAUUAAUUGUUUAUAUUCGUUACCUAAAGAUAUGGAAAUUCAUGUUAAAGAGUUUAUUGGUUUAACAUGUGAUAUUAGUUAAUCAAAAUUAAAACAAUAUUAUACUAUUAAUAAUCUUAGAGAUUUAAAAUUGAAUUGUUAUCUUAAUUAAUUAAAUAUUCCUAAAAGAGUAAUAAAUUUAAUUAUUUCUGAUUUCAAUAUAUCAGAAUUAGAGUAGAUUAUAACUCUUGAUUAAUUUAUUUAAUAUAUAAUUUGA